Molecule: messenger RNA, 1200 nt
Organism: Colletotrichum orchidophilum
Lineage: Eukaryota; Fungi; Ascomycota; Sordariomycetes; Glomerellales; Glomerellaceae
Product: glycosyltransferase family 2
Exons: 5
Coding region: 1-1200 (399 amino acids)
Source: RefSeq, a predicted model, not a curated record
AUGUCUGACUACGUUCUUGGUGCCCUCUGGGCCUGGUUUGCCUACGAUGAGGCUCUCACUAAGUACCUCAUGAAGAAGGCCAAGCCUAUCCCUCUUCCUGAGGAGCCCACCUACAAGAGCACCGAUGUCAGCAUCAUUGUCGCCACCAUCAACACCCCCGACACCUUCACCGAUUGCCUUCGUCUCUGGCUUGCGAACAAGCCCAAGGAGAUCAUCAUCGUCACUAUUGAGCGCGACUUACAGCGCGUUCUUGACCUCGUCAAGCCCGUCAAAAAUGACGGCGAUGAUCGUAUCAGUGUCGAGAUAGCUGAGUACGCCAGCAAGCGUUACCAGAUGGUCGUCGGCAUCAAGCAGGCCAAGGGCAAGGUCGUUGCUCUUGUUGAUGAUGAUGCCUUCUGGGGCACUCUGGUCCUUCCCUACCUCUUGGCUGGUUUUGAGAUCCCCAAGAUUGGUGGCGUCACUGGCAAGCAGAGUGCCAACAUCAGCGCCGAACGCCGCAACCCAGCCGUCAUCACUCCCUGGGAGGUUGCCUCCCUCCGCUCCCUGGACAACCAGAACAAUAUCCAGGCCGUCCGCUCCGCUGCUGAUGGCGGAUGCUGGUGCAUGGUUGGUCGCACCAUGAUGGUCCGCACCGACAUUGUCAUGGACCCUCGCUUCAUGGAGGCCAUCACCAACGACAAGUGGUGCGGCCAGGUCAUGAACACUGGCGAUGAUGUCUUCCUCACCCGCUGGCUCCUUACUAAGGGCUGGGAUAUUGCCGUCCAGAAUGCCCCCGAGGCUGAGAUCACUACUCUCGUCAUGCAAGACUCUGACCUGCUGUAUCAGAUGAUCCGCUGGCAGCGCAACGCCAUUCAGUCGUUCCUCACCACCGUGAUCUACCAGCCUGGCAUUGCCACGUUCAAGAAGAAGCACCCUUACAUGGCUCGCAAAAUGGUCGAGCGUCUUCUUCGCCCCGUCAUCGCCUGGGUCCACAUCAUCGCCUUCAUGAAGUGCCUCUUCAACCAGUCGCCCAUCGCUUACUUCGUUGCUGGCUACUACAUCUGGGGCUGGUUCUGGACCUACAACGCCUUCGCUCGCCGCUUCCCUUGGGCCUCUCGCCACAUCUGGGCCUGCUUCCUGCUCGACAAUGCCCACCCCAUCCUCGAUGUCUAUGCUUGGCUGACCUUGAGCACCGAGGCCUGGGGCACCCGUGAUACUUGA